AUGUACGGUCGGAAUCACAAAUCGGUGAGAGAAACCAAAUCGAAGAAAAAUACACAAAACCCAUCGUUUUCUUCCACCCUGCUUGAUGAAAUCUACCGUUCCAUGGAUGGCGGUGACGAGAAAUCCAGUGAAUUUAAGCUGCGAGAAGAGAAACAGAGCGUCGGUGCCAGAGCAAAAGCGAGCAGUGUGGUGGAGGACGAAGGAAUGGCGAGUCACCGGCGACCUUUUUUGGUUGAAAAAUGGAUGGAUAUGAAAACUUUUACCGGUCGAACGAGGCCUUCGACAUUGCCGGAAUUCCACCGGAAAUUGGCCCUGGAUAACGACCCGGUUUUCCUGAGUUCUGGGUCGAGUUCGUCUGAUUCGAGCUUCGGAUGGUUUUCUGAACCGGAUGGUUUCUGCGACUCCAGAUCGCAUAAACCAUCUUGUUUCAGUAAACCAAAACCCAUAAAAACUGAUGCUUUUUCGAAAAAACAUCAGAAAAUGGAGUUGGAUUAUUGUUCAAAUGAUGAUCAAACUACAAAUGGGGCUUUAAUCAAAUCGAAAUCUCGAGCAUUGAAGAUUUAUGCAAACCUCAAGAAAGUAAAACAUCCCAUCUCGCCGGGAGGUCGACUCACGACCUUUCUCAACUCUCUUUUCGCAAACGGGAACGUAAAGAAACCAAAAGAUUCGAAUUCAUCGGGUUUCGAUAACAAGAAGAUUAUCGAAAGAACAACCCAUGGAUCCACAUGUUCAUCAGCUUCAUCGUUUACAAGAUCAUGUUUGAGCAAAAAUUCUCCAAGAUCAAGGGAGAAGCUCAACAAUGGAAUCCGAAGAACGGUUAGAUUUUAUCCGGUGAGUGUAAUCAUCGACCAAGAUUCCCGUCCCUGUGGCAAAAAAUUCAUCCGUGAUGAAGAGGAUUUCACCAAGUACAACGAAGACGACGAUUAUAGUUACGACGAAGAUACAUCAAGCGAUUCGAGCUCGGAUUUGUUCGAGCUCGAUCACUUGUCCAUUCUAAAAGAGCGUGAUGAAGAACUUCCUGUAUAUGAAACCACCCAUUUUGGCACCAAUCGUGCGAUUGCUAAUGGGUUAAUUUGCUAA
Molecule: messenger RNA, 1080 nt
Organism: Cynara cardunculus var. scolymus (artichoke)
Lineage: Eukaryota; Viridiplantae; Streptophyta; Magnoliopsida; Asterales; Asteraceae
Product: protein BIG GRAIN 1-like B
Exons: 1
Coding region: 1-1080 (359 amino acids)
Biological process (GO): auxin-activated signaling pathway
Source: RefSeq, a predicted model, not a curated record